AGAUGUUUGGUGUGUGUUGUACAAAUCCAAACCCUGGCAAGCCAACAGAUCCAUCAACUGCUGCAUCAUCAACUGAUCAACCUAUUAUAGAACCGGAAGACACAGUAGUAGAUGCGUUCAAUGCCAACGAGAGUGUAAUACCUUACUACCCGCAGUUAUUUAAUUGGCCCCCUCCCCUUCCAACUCAUUCUCCUGAUAACACGAUUCCGCCUCUACCAACGCAUCCACCUUCUCAUGGAUACCCUACCAUUGCUUCUACAGCUUGGCCUCCCACUUUAAAACCAAUUAACCCAAUUUACCAACCUACUUAUAAACCACCCACGUACCCAACUUACAAGCCUCCCGCAACUAAACCUCCCGCAACUAAGCCUCCUUCUCAUGUUACUGUACCUCCUUCUCCAGCUCUUCCAAGUGGGAGUUGUGGGACUAAAAAUGGUUACCAAGAUCAGAAGAGAAUAGUUGGAGGACAUAAUGCUCAGGUGAAUGAGUGGCCUUGGAUUGCAGCAUUGUUUAAUGGAGGAAGACAGUUUUGUGGAGGGUCCUUGAUUGACAAUCAGCAUAUUUUGUCAGCAGCACAUUGUGUAGCGCAUAUGAGUUCCUGGGAUGUAGCGAGACUUACUGUUAGACUUGGCGACCAUAAUAUCAAAUCAAAUUCAGAAACUCGACAUAUCGAGAAAAGAGUAAAAAGGGUGGUACGGCAUAGAGGAUUCGAUUCCAGAACACUGUAUAACGAUAUCGCCAUAUUAACCCUGGAUAGUCCAAUAGAUUUUAGUCAACAGAUCAGAUCUAUCUGCCUUCCUCUCGGUACAUCAGAUCCAACUGGGAAAACGGGAACAGUAAUCGGAUGGGGAAGUUUAAGAGAGAGUGGGCCACAACCAGCUGUGCUACAAGAAGUUAAUAUUCCAAUCUGGAAUAACUUUAACUGUAAAAUAAAGUAUGGUUCAGCUGCUCCGGGAGGUAUUGUCGAACAUAUGUUGUGUGCCGGGGAAGCUAAUAGAGAUUCCUGUAGUGGUGAUAGUGGUGGACCUUUGAUGAUAAAUGAUGGCAAAUGGACCCAAGUUGGUAUUGUGUCUUGGGGUAUAGGUUGUGGAAAAGGACAGUAUCCAGGAGUUUACACAAGGGUAGAAAAGUUCCUACCUUGGAUUCAAAAGAAUUUAAAAUAAUAAAUAAACGACAAAAAUACAGAUAAAGCUAUUUAGCUUAUUAAAUCAGAUAAGUCUUAAGUAAAUAUUUAUUUUUGAUACCAG
This is a messenger RNA of Psylliodes chrysocephalus, 1247 nucleotides long. The record is from the annotation of a GenBank genome assembly. NCBI's taxonomy places the organism in Eukaryota, Metazoa, Arthropoda, Insecta, Coleoptera, Chrysomelidae.